GCCAUGAAGCCGGCGCUGGCCCUGCUGGCCCUGGCCCACCUGCUGGGCACGGCCGCCGCCCUGAGAAUCAGCGCGUUCAACAUCAAGGCCUUUGGAGACAGCAAGCUGUCCAACGAGACCAUCGCGGGCAUCAUCGUGGAUAUCGUGCAGGCGUACGACAUCGCUGUGGUGCAGGAGGUCCGUGACAGUGAUCUGAGCGCCGUCAGGAAACUGCUGGACCAGCUCAACAGGGCGUCUGCACAUCAGUACAGCUUUGUGGUCAGUGCACCCCUGGGCCGGGGCUCCUACAAGGAGCAGUACCUCUUUGUCUACAGGACGGGCGCGGUGUCAGUGGUGGACAGUUACUACUACGACGACGGCUGUGAGCCCUGCGGGAACGACACCUUCAGCAGGGAGCCCUUCAUCGUGAAGUUCUCCUCCCCUCAGAUGGAGGUGCGGGAGUUCGUGCUGGUGCCCCUGCACACGCCCCCCAGCGAGGCUGUGGCCGAGAUCGACGCUCUCUACGAUGUCUACCUGGACGUCAUCGACAACAUCGUGGCGAGCGGCUCCAAGCUGCAGCGCUCUGUGGUGACCGGUUCUGCCAAGGUCAACAACUUCCCCGAGGCCUUCCGCCUGCAGCUCAAGGACGCCCUCGCCGUGAGCGACCAUUUCCCGGUGGAAGUCACUCUGAGAGCCCGCUGAGCCUCGCCUUGCUCCAUCCCCUGCUAAGCCCAGCACCAGAGCCACCAGCAGAGAACCUGGACCGCAGGCGGAUUUCCUCCAGACACGCUUCCACGGCUGCUCCUUAGCCUCCUGGCAUCUACCCUCAGCUUGUGGCAGACCCCCCUGGCUGCUCCCAAACCCACCUCCCUCAGUGCUGCCUCAGCUGGCCCACCGGCAUCAUCGACCAGGCACCUGGAGCAGUGGCACAUCCGCGCCAUGGCACUGGGAGAGCCCUUGGAAAUCUUUGGUCUCAGGGCAUCCCAGAAUGCUUUGCUGGCCUUCGGGCUGGGGGAGUUGACCUGAUGGCCUACGAUUGGGUGCAAUUAACGUGGAAUGAUGGAAGGCCAUUUUAUAAGUGUUUGAUGAUUGACUAGAUGCCAGGUCUCGAGUCACAUGAGAGCCGAGGUUUGUUGUAAAGCCCCGCCUCUUGCAGUCAUGUGACGGUAGGAGGGUGUCGGCUGUAUUAAAAGAGUCACGUGGCCAGCGCUCAACUCCCACCAGGCCAAUAAACAGACCCCGCCGAGGAUUAUUUUUGAUCUCUUACCAUUUUUA
Pelodiscus sinensis (Chinese soft-shelled turtle) is the source of this 1254-nucleotide messenger RNA. Lineage: Eukaryota; Metazoa; Chordata; Testudines; Trionychidae. The record is from RefSeq and is a predicted model, not a curated record.